Molecule: messenger RNA, 696 nt
Organism: Thamnophis sirtalis
Lineage: Eukaryota; Metazoa; Chordata; Lepidosauria; Squamata; Natricidae
Source: RefSeq, a predicted model, not a curated record
GAGACAAAUUCCGCCUUGUGAUAGCCAGCACCUUGUAUGAAGAUGGAACAUUGGAUGAUGGCGAAUAUAAUCCUACAGAUGAUAGGCCCUCCAGGGCAGAUCAGUUUGAAUACGUGAUGUAUGGGAAAGUGUACAGGAUUGAGGGCGAUGAGACAUCAACGGAAGCAGCCACACGCCUCUCUGCCUACGUCUCCUAUGGUGGCCUCCUCAUGAGACUCCAGGGAGAUGCCAACAACUUGCAUGGCUUUGAAGUGGAUUCGAGGGUCUACCUCCUGAUGAAGAAAUUAGCCUUCUGAGCAGCUUCUCCCAUCAAACUGUCAAAGGCUCAAUUAGCAGCUUGGGACAUUUCAGAAAAACAACACGAAUCUUCCUCGGCUUCCCUUCCCGAUUGGAGCAAAGCUCGGCAACGAAUUAGAAGCCCCCUUCGGAUGUUCUCCACCUCUUAGCAGCCACAACAAGGACAGUUUUUUUUCUCCAUGCCAUUUUUUUUCCCAGGGCCCUUUGCAGUUAGGAAGCAGCUGCCAGGCUACAUGGGCAGCAUUCCUUCUGAAACUGAAGCGUAGUAUUUCCCGGUGCCGGAAACUCUAUGCUUUUGACAAGGUGAUGUGUUUUACAGGGCAUUUUCCUACAAAGGCAACACUUGCCAUUUCUGGUAAACUGGGCUUGUUUCGUGUUUUUUUUUUUUUUUUUUUUUCU